This is a messenger RNA of Camelus dromedarius (Arabian camel), 1832 nucleotides long. RefSeq names its product transmembrane serine protease 2 (gene TMPRSS2). Gene Ontology annotation, molecular function: serine-type endopeptidase activity; protein binding. Gene Ontology annotation, cellular component: membrane. The transcript is spliced from 14 exons. NCBI's taxonomy places the organism in Eukaryota, Metazoa, Chordata, Mammalia, Artiodactyla, Camelidae. The record is from RefSeq and is a predicted model, not a curated record. The coding region runs from base 223 to 1701 and encodes 492 amino acids. Gene Ontology annotation, biological process: protein autoprocessing.
UGGGGGUGUCUCCCUGGGUAUACUCGGACACCGCCUCCCGGGAUUAAAGCGAGAGCCGGGGAGGAUCGGGGACUCGGCGCUGGGCAGAGGAAGACGCGAACCCGGGGGGAGGCGGAGGAGGAGGAAGGGUGAGGGGCAGGGAGCGCCGCGCCCCGGAGCUCCGCAGGUCACCUUGAACGUUCCAAAUACCUGCCUUUCCCUGAUGCUGCUGAUAAAGUCAGGAUGGCUCUAAACUCAGGAUCACCACCAGGAGUCGGACCUUACUAUGAAAACCAUGGGUACCAACCCGAAAGCUUCUAUCCUCUGAAGCCCUCUGCGGCCUCCAGUGCCUACAUGGUGUAUCCGGCUCAGUAUUACCCGCCUGCGGUGCCCCAGUAUACCCCAAGGGUUCAGACGCACACUUCGACACCCGUCAUCCGCAUGCAGCCCAAACCCCCGUCGGAGACAGUGUGCACCUCAAAGACUAAGAAAGUGCUGUGCGUCACCCUUGGCCUGGGGGCCAUCCUAGUGGGAGCAGUGCUGGCUGCCGUCCUGCUCUGGAAGUUCAAGGAGAGCAGGUGCUCGGCGUCCGAGAUGGAGUGUGGCUCGUCGGGGACCUGCAUCAGCCCCUCUCAGUGGUGCGACGGCGUCCUGCACUGCCCCGGCGGCGAGGACGAGAACCAGUGUGUGCGCCUCUACGGACCCAACUUCAUCCUUCAGGUCUACUCACCUCAGAGGAAGUCCUGGCACCCCGUGUGUCAGGAAGACUGGAGUGAGAGCUUCGGGAGGGCCAUGUGCCAGGACCUGGGCUACGGGAAUAGUUUUUAUUCUAGCCAAGGAGUAGUGGAUGACAGCGGGGCCACAAGCUUUAUGAAGCUGAACAUCAGUGCCAACAACAUCGAUCUCUAUAAAAAGCUGUACCACAGUGAUGUCUGUUCUUCAAAAAGAGUGGUUUCUUUGCGCUGUAUAGAGUGCGGGGUCUCCGAGAAGACGAGCCGCCAGAGCCGGAUCGUGGGCGGCUCGAGCGCCAACCUGGGGGACUGGCCCUGGCAGGUCAGCCUGCACGUGCAGGGCAUCCACGUCUGCGGAGGCUCCAUCAUCACCCCCGAGUGGAUCGUGACUGCCGCCCACUGCGUGGAGCAGCCUCUUAGCAAUGCCAAGAUUUGGACAGCCUUUGCAGGAAUUUUGAGUCAAUCUCUCAUGAUCUAUGGAAAUGGAUAUCAAAUAGCAAAAGUGAUUUCCCAUCCAAAUUAUGAUUCCAAGACCAAGAACAAUGACAUUGCUCUUAUGAAGCUGCAGACACCUCUGACUUUUAACGACAGAGUGAAGCCGGUGUGUCUGCCCAACCCGGGUAUGAUGCUGGAGGCGACACAGUCCUGCUGGAUUUCCGGGUGGGGGGCCACCUACGAGAAAGGGAAAACCUCAGACGUGCUGAACGCCGUCAUGGUCCACCUCAUUGAGCCCUGGAAAUGCAACAGCAAAUAUGUGUACAACAACCUGAUCACAUCGGCCAUGAUCUGUGCGGGGUACCUGCAGGGAGGCGUCGACUCCUGCCAGGGUGACAGCGGAGGUCCUCUGGUCACUCUGAAGAACAGCGUCUGGUGGCUGCUUGGGGACACAAGCUGGGGGUCUGGCUGUGCCAAGGCUUACAGACCCGGAGUGUACGGAAACAUGACAGUGUUUACAGACUGGAUUUAUCGACAAAUGCGGGCCAACAGCUAACCCGUCCGGCCUUGGGCACUGGCACCGCUCCCCAAGGGAGUGAAGGGGCAGGCCUUCACCUCGUGCAUCAUGGCUUUGUAGAAAUGAGUCCCAGGUCCUUUCAUUUUGAUUAAACAGCAAACUUCUCUGUC